Messenger RNA from Aspergillus ibericus CBS 121593, 1104 nucleotides. Its product is annotated as putative ubiquitin-conjugating enzyme. The record is from RefSeq and is a predicted model, not a curated record. Lineage: Eukaryota; Fungi; Ascomycota; Eurotiomycetes; Eurotiales; Aspergillaceae. The transcript is spliced from 4 exons. Bases 11 to 1033 code for a protein of 340 amino acids.
UUUCCCCAUCAUGUCGACAACCCGGUUACCCAAUAUCCCCGCGCUUCGAAAACAGCAACUUCUCCUAGAAUUCGCAAGUUUACAACAUGCCGCUCCCCCGGGAACCUACAUGAGCUUGAGCCCGGGCGAUCCUACGCUCUGGCUGGGUGUGAUUUUUGUUCGGUCGGGCCCCUACGCCUCCGCCGUCCUCCGCUUCCAAAUCCGCUUCCCCACCUCCUAUCCCGACAUGCCUCCCCUCGUGAACUUCGCCACCGACGUCUUUCACCCCCUGAUCGUGCCCCUCACCACAUAUACCUUCAGCACUGGUGCCUCGAGCGAGGAUCCCGUCAGCGCGACCGACGAUGAACGUCUGCCUCCGGGCGGGUUCAGUCUCCGACAUGGCUUCCCGCAUUGGUUCGGUCGGGCUAGACGAGGAUUGACCACCUCGGUGUCGUCGCCCCGGGAGACGAGUGCCCGGAAUUCAACUGCUAGUGAGGGUGUAUCGGGGAGUUUGUGCAGGGAGGGUGUGGCGGAGAAUACCGCUGAGAUGCCGGAGGCGCAGGCUCAAUCGGAUGGCGAGAACGAGAACGAGAGUGAGGAUGAGAAUGGGGAAAGGGAAACGGUUGCGCCAUCACCGGUCGAGAAGCCCGUGGAACCGAGACACACCGUCCCGGUAACAGAGCUAUUGAAUUACAUCCGAUCUACGUUUGACGACGAGACGGUGCUGGAUUCCUUGCCGCUAGAGGCAGCGGGGAAUCCAAGCGCAUGGCAUGCAUGGAAGGCUCAUCGGAGAGGAAGUAAGAGUUCUGCGACGCUGAGUGGAUCGAAGAAGGGGAGUAGUCCGCAGGCGAGAUCCCCCGGGGAUUGGCACUGGGAUGGGAUUUGGGCGAGACGAGUACAGAAUGAGAUUGAGGCGAGUAGUUCGGAUGCGAUGUUAUUUGGGAAUGCGAAUCGGGGGGGAGUUGAGGAGAUGAUUCGAUUUAGUCGUCUUGAUGCGACGACCCUGGCUUCGGUUAAGGAGAUGAUGAUCCCGCGUGCGGAGGAGGUCCCUUGAAUAAUUCAUUUACCCUAUAGAAUAAUGUGACUCAGUUGAUCUGACUACUCGAUCUGACCUCAUAUCGAACG